GCCUCUCUGGAGAAGGGCAAGGUAACCAAACUUUAAGAUAGAUUUUCUAAAUUGACCCGUGGGUAAGGAACCUUGCUCUUCCACGCAACUUACCGUGCAAAGAGAACUUGGAUAGUUUUUCCCCCGGUGAGAAUCAUUUCCAUUUCCGUGAAGGCCGUGACGCUAGCUCGGGGGUGGGACGAAGCGGGGUCACGCCGUGACGUAAAGGUCGGACACGUCGGCGGCGGCGGCGGCGGCGGCCGAGGCAACCGGAGCCGGAUGUGCCAAGAUGGCUGCAGCGGCUGUGGGGUCUGUGCUGGGGGGAGCUGGAGCCGCUGUCGCCAAUACUGCCGCUGCCUUCCCCCGUGGCUGCUGAGAGGAGCAGGCGGACCGACUCUCGGGGAUCUGCGGUGUGGCCGCAGCGGCCUCCCCGCGGCGGGCUUGUGGGACUUGGGAGUCCGGCCUGACCGGGGCUGUGUCAGCUUAAGGAAAACCUGUCUUCAGCUUCUUUGGGCCAAAAGCAUCUGACUUGGCAAGACUGACUUGGCAAGAAGUGAAUGAUGCAGCCACCACCUCAGACUGUUCCUUCUGGGACAGGUGGACCACCUCCUGUAGGAGGUCCUCGAAAUAUGUAUUGGUCUAACAGUCCAUAUAGCAGGCGGGCUAAUGCACCAAUGACUGCUGUAGGUGGCCCAGUGCAACCUGUAACAGAUCCUUUCGCAUUUGGCCGACAGACUCCACAAGGAACGGCAUUAGGCAAUCCGUCCAAAGGCAACUCACUUGUUAUGCAAGGUCCUUCCCAACCAAUGUUUUCUCAGCCACCUGGUAUGCAUGUACCUCAUAACCAUGCAGGGGAUAAUUCACAAGGACUUUAUACAUCUUUGUCUGGGCCUGUAUCACAACCUGAAGUAAAUACUGAUUCGUUUACAAAUGUAUUGGCUCCUGUUGCAAUGCCUGGACAUGUUAUGAAUAGUAGUGCUGAAAUUCAUCCAACUGUAGAACCUGGAAUUCAGACUUCAUCUGUUCCUUCACAUUAUAAUCCUGGAGCAGGUGAAAAUUCUUUUGGGGGACAUCUUCAGUGUGGUGUGCCUCUGCCUGGUAGGCCACUAAGCAGGCAAGAUCCAAAUGGUGGCACUCCGGCACCAACUACAUCAUUCUUUCCUCAACCUCAUCAGCAAACCCCAGUUCAAUGGAGACCAGUUCAAGGAAGUCCACAGUCUUCAAUUCAGAAUUAUUCACCAUAUACCGAACCACCUUCUCAGAAUGCAGUUCCUCUUGCUUCUGGUAGUUCUCAUUUUUUUCCUCAAGCAAAUAUGCAUCAAGUUCCUGGACAUCAGCAACAUGUCCCAUUUGUGUCUACAUCAGGACCUUUGGUUAGUGAAAAGAGUGAGACAGUCCCUUCUCAGAGUGGCAACUACACAGCAAAUAACUUUCAGCCUGAAAAUAUGUUUAGGCAAAAUCUAGGAGUGAAUAGUAGUUGGCUUAGUCAGGAGUUUAGACAGAAUCUAGUAGGAAGUAAACAGCAUUUACCAGACCCUACUCUAGUUAAUCCCAUUGCUCAGGGAAAUAGCUUAGAAAACCAACCACAGCAUAGAACUGAGGCUGUAACCAGUCAUGUACCCCCAGAAUUAAAUUCAGGAACUAUCACAAUGUUUUUCAAGGGAGAAGAGGCAGAAAAUGAGGAAAAUCUUUCAUCAGAAAAAGCAGACACUGCUGUUAAGUCUGACUUUGAUGGCUUUCCAUCGAAUUCUGGACAUGGAGGCCAUCACCUUCCUCAUCCUAUGCAGAUUGGAGCAAGUGCCCCUUUUCAGGCAUCAGUUCCUAAAGGUUCAGCUAAUGAAUCUUCUCAGCAGGGACUAGAGGCCCAGCAAUACUUUUCACAGUCUACAAGUAACCAACAUGAUAAACAAACCACUAAAAACUGUGAUAUUUAUGUUAAUGAUGACAAAGCAUGUACUGUUAAAACUUGUGGUGCCAUUGGCUCACAGUAUGAAAAUGUUGAGAACUUAGAGUGCAUUCAAAAUCAAGAAGUUCCACCAAGUGAACCCCCAAAUUUGAAUCCUUCCUCUUCAAAUGAUCAGUUCAGAUAUGGGCCACUCCCAGGGCAGUCAGUUUCAAAGCACAGUAUUGUAAGUUAUGCUGAAGGAGGGCCAAAUCUAGAGGCACCCGAUUCAAUACCUCACCCAGUCCGAUCUGAUAGUGUAUCCUCCAACUAUAGUAGUAUAAGUCAUAGGAGUAUAUCUAGUUCAACAAGACCCCAAGAAUCAGUGGGCACGUUUAUUCAGCAAGAGGUUGGGAAGCCUAAUGAGGAAGCUUCAGGUAGUUUUUUUAAGCAGAUUGAUUCUUCUCCUUUGGUAGGGGAGACAAAUGAUAACAAUAUAAAUAAGAGUUACCAUAGCAAUCUCUCCCAGCCUCCAACUCCAAGUCCUCCCAAACCUACAGGAAUAUUUCAGACAAGUGCAAAUAGUUCUUUUGAACCUGUAAGGUCCCAUGGAGUUGGAGUAAAACCUAUUGAGGCAGACAGAGCAAAUGUGGUGGGUGAACUAAGAGAGAACCAUUCCAAGCAGAACAAUAGUAAACCAACUGUUACAGUACCAGCUGCCUCACCAGGUAAUCUGGAACAACCUCCAGACAACAUGGAAACAAUUUUUACCCCUCGUGCACAUCCUUUGCCUCUUACAACAACUGAUGAAGGUGUUAAUAUGCUUUCCCAUGUUGGUGGAACGCUUUUGGAAAAUGUGCCCUUGGCAUCUGAAAAACGCCCCUCAAGGGCUCAAGGUGCCACUAAAAAGUGUGAGAGCCCUGCAACUACUUUGUGGGCCCAGAAUGAACUACCAAACUUUGGAGGAAAUGUUCUCCUUGCACCAGCUGCCCCUGCACUUUAUGUACCUGCUAAAUCUUCUGAAAUUAUUCAACCUCCAGAUGAGGGACAGCCAUGUAAACCAGGCUCUAUUCCUCUACAUUCCUCCCCGGAUGGCAAUGUUUCCUCUGAAAACCUUGAGAACCCUCCCAAAAUGGGAGAAGAGGAGGCCCUUCAGUCUCAGGCAAGUUCUGGUUAUGCAAGUUUAUUAUCCUCACCACCCACUGAAUCUUUACAGAAUCAACCAAUCUUGAUUGCCCAGCCUAAUCAAAGCUAUAAUUUGACCCAACCCAUUAAUUUUUCUGUGUCUUUGUCUAAUCAAUUAAGUCAUAAUGAAAAUAAUCAUUCUUGCAAAGAUUCUGGAGUGGGGGACAAGUCUGCCCCAAGCAGUCAGCCUCUAUGUGCUGGUGUACCUAGGGAAAGUGUUCCCUUGUCCGGGACUCAAGCUGCAUCUCCUGUUAAUUCACCAUUACCUACUACCAAUCAUUCCCAUAGUAAUUUUUCACAAGGUCCUGGUACCACUUCUGAAAUGGUUCCUAAUCAGUCUCCCAACUUAUUAGUUCAACCACCAUCUCACCAGAUGCCACUUAACUUGGUUCCAGAAUGUCAAAAAAAUCAGAAUUCAGAAAGUUUUCCUUCUGAAUACACUACUAAACCAGUGGUUAAUUUGUCUGCUUCUCCUGGGACUAAUCUUCCUUCUGGAAACACUGGUGUAAUGUUAGUUCCACCAGUGAACAACACCCUAAUACCCCAUGUUAAUAAAACAAAUCUCACCAAUUAUCAGGAAGAAACUUCUGGAGCACUUGACUUUACACUGAACCGGACUUUGGAAAAUCACAGUACAGACAAUUCUGUGCGAAUACAUAAUACAUCACAUUCUAGUGGUCCAACAUUUUCUCAACAAGCCAUCACUAAUCAUACCAGUCAGUCUGGGCCUGAAUUGCAUGAUAAAGAACAUUUUUACCAACAGGUAACAAAAGAUGUACAGCAGCAGAUUGUCCUUGAUAAAUCCCAGCCAGGGGCCCUACCUCCUCAGCAACAAGGGUCAUCAGCUGCUCAGGUUCCCAAGACAGCAUCAGAUUCUUCAAACUCUGGAAUUCAGCCUGAUUCCUUCCCAUCUGGAAAUUCACCCCAACUGCCAAGCCAGGGUAAGGUAGACCAGCCGCAGCUCUCACAAUCAUCUAGUGUUUCAACAACCUCAGUUCACUCUGGCCAACCAGCUAGUCAGCAAGAGCAGCAGUGGCCACCAUCACAGACUCCUCAGAAUGCUUUUGGUCCACCUUCGAACCUCUCAACUUAUUACUAUUAUAGGCAUCUUUAUGAUACCUAUCAACCUCAGUAUCCACCACCCUAUCCUUCAGAUCCUAGAACAGCUUCCCUUUAUUACCCGGAGGAUGCCUAUGGCCCAUAUGACCCUCGUUAUAGACAUUAUGAUAAUAGUGCUGCUUAUGCUGAAAACUAUCGAUAUGCUGAGCCAGACCGUCCAAGUUCUAGAGCUAGUCACUGCUCAGAUCGACCAUCUUCCAGACAGGGGUAUCCUGAAGGAUAUUAUACUUCCAAAGGUGGAUGGAGCAGUCACAGUGAUUACUAUGCAAAUUAUUACUCUGGCCAGUAUGAUUAUGGAGAUGCAAAUCGCUGGGAACGAUAUCAAUAUGAUCCCAGGUUUAGAGACCCCAGGAGCUAUGACCGAAGGUAUUGGUAUGAUACUGAACAUGAUCAUUAUAGGAAAGAAGCAUAUCCUUAUAGUGACAGACCUGAAAAAUAUGAUGAUCAUUGGAGGUAUGACCCUCGUUUUACUGGAAGUUUUGAUGAUGAACCAGAACCUCAUAGAGAUGCUUAUGAUGAUGAUAGGCGUAGUAUCCACAGUGAGCAUUCUGCCCAUAGCCUUCAUAGUACCCAUAGUCUACAGAGCCGUCAGAGUAGCUUCAGCUCACGUUCUCAUCAAAGCCAAGUCUAUAGAAACAAUGAUGUGACUGCUAAUUCAUAUGAACGCCCAGCUCCACCAGGCUCCCUUCAUGGAGAGUAUUCCUAUGGUGUUUAUGGAAAUAAUUUCAAUGGUGCACAAGGUUUUACAGAUUAUGGCUACUCUGCAGAAACAGGAUGGCCAACUUCAGAACAAGUUCCUUCAAGACCAACUACACCUGAAAAAUUUUCAGUGCCUCAUGUCUGUGCAAGGUUUGGCCCUGGAGGCCAUCUUAUUAAAGUGCUUCCAAACUUGCCUUCUGAAGGACAGCCAGCUUUGGUUGAGAUACACAGCAUGGAGACUAUGUUGCAGCAUACUUCUGAUCAAGAAGAGAUGAGAUCCUUUCCUGGACCUCUUGCUAAAGAUGAUACCCAUAAAGUGGAUGUUAUUAAUUUUGCACAGAAUAAAGCUACAGAAUGUUUGCGGAAUGAAAAUCUAAUUGAUAAAGAGUCUGCAAGUCUCCUUUGGGAUUUCAUUGUACUGUUAUGCAGACAGAAUGGAACUGUUGUGGGAACAGAUAUUGCAGAGCUCUUGUUACGCGAUCACAAAACAGUGUGGCUUCCUGGAAAGUCACCUAAUGAGGCAAACUUGAUUGAUUUUACUAAUGAGGCUGUGGAACAAGUGGAAGAAGAGGAGUCUGGUGAGGCUCAGCUCUCAUUUCUAACUGACAGUUUGAUGACGACUAUAGACAGUCUUGAAAAAGAGACUGAGAGGUUUAGAGAGCUGCUUCUUUAUGGGCGAAAAAAGGAUGCUUUGGAAUCUGCUAUGAAACAUGGUUUAUGGGGACAUGCUCUGUUACUUGCUAGUAAAAUGGACAGCCGAACACAUGCAAGAGUUAUGACCAGGUUUGCCAACAGCCUUCCAAUUAAUGAUCCUUUACAAACUGUUUACCAGCUUAUGUCUGGAAGAAUGCCAGCUGCAUCCACAUGUUGUGGAGAUGAGAAAUGGGGAGAUUGGAGGCCACAUCUUGCUAUGGUUUUGUCCAACUUGAAUAAUAAUAUGGAUGUUGAGUCAAGGACAAUUGCCACCAUGGGUGAUACUCUUGCUUCUAAAGGUCUCUUAGAUGCUGCACACUUUUGUUACCUGAUGGCCCAGAUUGGAUUUGGGGUCUACACUAAGAAAACUACAAAACUUGUUCUAAUUGGAUCAAAUCACAGUUUGCCAUUUUUAAAAUUUGCAACCAAUGAAGCUAUUCACAGAACAGAAGCUUAUGAAUAUGCACAGUCACUGGGAACUCAGCCAUGCUUCUUGCCUAAUUUCCAGGUAUUCAAGUUCAUCUAUGCUUGUCGACUGGCUGAAAUGGGACUCGCUGCACAAGCCUUUCAUUACUGUGAAGUCAUUUCCAAAACCAUUCUCAAACAACCACGCCAGUAUUCACCAGUGCUGAUUAACCAGCUCAUUCAGAUAGCCUCCCAGUUACGACUCUUCGAUCCUCAGAUAAAAGAGAAACCAGAACAAGAAUCAUUUAUUGAACCUACUUGGUUAAUACAGCUUCAGCAAUUGAAAAGGCAAAUAGAGGAGGGUGAUGUAAUUUGGAAUCAGGACAGAGCAACUCCACAUCAGUACCCAAGUACACCUAGCUCUGAACUGGAGCAAUAUGAUGGCACAGGACAUGGUCAAGAAAUUGGCCCAGGAACUGACAAUCCAUUAUUAGCAUCAUUGUUGCCUAAUACAGAGCAGUCUAACCAAAGCAUUCGCCUUAUGCCCUCUGCUCCUCAGACCAUCCUUGAAAAUUCAGGCAGUAUGCCUGCUUCCUUCCAAUCAGAAAAACCUGACAAUGUACCAUUCUAUCCAGUGCCUCCUGGAUCUGUUGGGCAUGUCCCUGUAUACGGGCCACCACUGUCUGUACCUGGGUUUUCAGAUCAGUAUGGUCCUGAGCAUGGAGCUGUGUAUCCAGGAUCUAAUGUAUCGCCAGGUGGGCAACCUCUCCAGGUGACAGAUCAACUACCUGAAGACUCUAGGAUCCAGGACACAGGAAGAGUGCCACAAGAAUCAUCCAUUAAGAACUCUCUUUCAGAACAAAGAGAAGAGGAUUUUGGUGGGAAAUUUGCCAAUUUGGCAUCAGGACGAAGAUCCAGAACUACCUCCCAGUCUUCAGCACACAUGGAGUAUUCCAGAAAAUGUCCAAAUACUGAAUCCUAUAAAGGACGAGAGCGUUCUAAUUCUGCUGGGCAGCAGCCUUCUCCUUCUCCAACUUUUGCUUCUGAAGUAAAGAGACCAACCAAAGAAGUCAAAAAAGAGUCCAAGGAACCUAAAAAGAGUGGCGAGUCUUGGUUUUCUCGCUGGAUACAUGGGAAAAAAAAGACAGAAGCUCAUCUGCCAGAUGACACAAACAAAUCAAUUGUAUGGGAUGGAAAGAAACAGCGCUGGGUGAAUUUAGAUGAGCCAGAAGAAGAGAACAAGCCACCACCUCCACCUCCAACAUCAUUUCCUAAGCUUCCUCAGGUUGCUGCUCCUUCUGGUCCUGGUGGCCCCCCUAAUGCCUCUGUUAAUAUGUUUUCCAGAAAAGCAGCAGGAACAAGAGCUCGUUAUGUUGAUGUUUUAAAUCCAAGUGGAACAAAACAAAGUGGACCUGUUCCUGCACCCUCUGAUUUAUUUGCCCCACUAGCACCACUUCCUAUUCCUUCAAACUUGUUUGUACCCAAUUCAGAGGAGCAGCCUUUGGAAAACAGUGGUCUAGAGGAGCAGUUACCAGAUGCAUACCAACCUGAUUUAGAGCCUACUACUGAACCACAGUUGUUAAAUUCUGCCACAUUGCCACCUGGUUCUGAACUUGCAGCUUCAAAUAUGGAUGGUCACCAAUCAGGAGAGCCUCCCAGUCUGCCACCAUCAGGAGGACCUCCAGUGGGAACUGUACCAUUUUAUAACCCAUCUCAAUUUGCACAACCACCUGCUGUCACUGGAAGUUCCAGGCUGGGAAGAAUUGGUCAGAGAAAAUACCCAACACUGAAGUAGACUAUUUUAUACUUUGGAUUAGCUAUUGGGACACUUGAAAUCCUUCUGAUAUACUGAUAUUUCAGAUUUAUUGCACAUGGUAUAGCUACUCUGUUCUGAAAUUGGCAUAGCAGUAAUUUAAUGCUGAUUUUUCUUCUGGUUUCCUUUCUUUGCAGUCCAUGUGUGAAUUAUUAUCACCAAUAAUUCCACAUUUUGUUUAGGAACCUUGUUGGAACGGCUGAAUCUAUGAAGCAUUAGAGGGAAAUAGCUGAUAUCUAUUACUUAUACCAACUUCAGAUCUGCAACCAAAAGCAGUUCCCUCAUUUUGGAACCUAGUAGAAUGAUUUAAGAAUGCAAAAUUAGUUUUUGCCCUAGUUACAGAAGUGCAUUUCUUUUCCUGUAGCAAGUACAUUUCCACUUUCACCUAACUCUCUGUGGCCUUACUAGGACCAUGACUAAUUUUAAUGCACACAAAGUUACAGUGAUGUUUGUCUCUAUAUGAAGGGUGUUUAGUUAUCAAGAGAACAUCAGCAAAAGAACAUGUAUCUUAGGCUAUGAAUGGGACAUACAGAUCUUCGGGGCCACAGCUGAUCCAAAUUAACCAUUGUUAAAUGAAAACUGUGACUGUAAUAAAUUUGGUUUGGAUUUUAUCUAGUAUGUAUGUAGUUUGUGUUUAGGCUAAUUGUAAAAGAAAUUGUAUAGUACGAAAAGCUCUUUGUAUAAUAGUCAAUGCUAUACUCUACUGAGGAGUGAUUUUUUUUUUUACAGUGCAAUAUAGUUAAGUUGCCUUUUUUUCUCUCAUACUAUUGGCACAGUUUAAUUACAAUGAUCACAUCUUGAAAAUGGUUAAACACAAUAGAAUACUGUCUGAAAUCCUGGAAUCUGUUAUUUCUGCCCCCAAACAGCUUCCAUUUUUAAGGUCUUAAGUAGCUAAUAUGUUGAAUAUCAGUCAUGCUAAACUGCAAAUGUAAACCUCUACCUAAUGAAUUUGGAAAUCUUUUAGGCUUAAUUUAGAAUAUUUUAAAAACUAUUCAUACUUGUUAAGUCUGAAGAAGCCCAAUGAGAGAGAAGAUUUAAUAUUUAUAAAAUCAAUAGGUCAUACUUUCUUUAGGUUUUGCUGGGGGAAGAUGAAUAAUUCGUUAACUUUGGAAUUUAAACCUCUAAGAGUAGAAAUGAUGUAAAUGUGGAAUUAGCAUUGGUCCUUUUUUAUCUAGCUAAUACUCAGAUUAAAUAGGGGAGAGAAAUUUAAAUUCCAAAAUGUUUUGCAGGGUUGUACAAUUGAAUUUAGAAUUCACUAAUUUCAACUUAUAAAAAAAGGCAAGUCCUGGUGGAAUUACAGUCUUUUGUUUAUUAGUCCAUAAUAUUAACUCUUGGACUUUCUCAUCAGCAGUCAAUGUGAUUUUCUUUGGUCUUCAAAACUUUGUUUGGAUCCUUGGCUUCCUACAGUUCAGCCCUGCUGCUGAUUGUUCUUUCCGCAUAGACUGCCAAACACCUUUUAAUUCAAGAAGGCUUCCUCUGAUCUGGGAGCUGCUAUUUUUCCUAAAAGUGUUAGAUUUGACACUGUAAAUUCUUAAAUAAAAUAUUUUGCGCUCUGGAGCACUUUCAUAUUUUA
Molecule: messenger RNA, 9348 nt
Organism: Monodelphis domestica (gray short-tailed opossum)
Lineage: Eukaryota; Metazoa; Chordata; Mammalia; Didelphimorphia; Didelphidae
Gene: SEC16A
Product: SEC16 homolog A, endoplasmic reticulum export factor
Biological process (GO): Golgi organization
Cellular component (GO): ER to Golgi transport vesicle membrane; endoplasmic reticulum exit site
Source: RefSeq, a predicted model, not a curated record